This is a messenger RNA of Panicum virgatum (switchgrass), 1453 nucleotides long. RefSeq names its product G-box-binding factor 3-like. The coding region runs from base 24 to 1127 and encodes 367 amino acids. The transcript is spliced from 11 exons. NCBI's taxonomy places the organism in Eukaryota, Viridiplantae, Streptophyta, Magnoliopsida, Poales, Poaceae. Gene Ontology annotation, biological process: regulation of DNA-templated transcription. Gene Ontology annotation, molecular function: DNA-binding transcription factor activity; sequence-specific DNA binding. The record is from RefSeq and is a predicted model, not a curated record. Gene Ontology annotation, cellular component: nucleus.
UGUGCAGGAAUUCACAAAAAAACAUGGGGCAUGAUGAAGCUGUAGUUACUCAGAAUUCAGUAAAAGCUCCAUCACCACCCAAGGAUCAACCAGCUAUUUAUCCCUGCCUUGAUUGGUCGGCUAUGCAGGCAUAUUAUGGCCCAGGCGUUUUGCCACCAACAUUCUUUAACCCUGGAAUAGCAUCUGGUCAUGUACCCCCACCUUUCAUGUGGGGUCCGCAGAAUAUGCCACCAGCUGCAUUUGGAAAACCAUAUGCUGCAAUAUAUCCACAUGGUGGUGCUUUCCUGCAUCCCUUCAUGCCCCUAGUGGUAAACCCAUUGAGCGCAGAGCCAGCAAAGUCGGUAAACAGCAAGGACAACAGUUUGAGUAAGAAACUGAAGGAAAUUGAUGGAACUGCUAUAUCGACUGGCAGUGGUAACAGUGAGAAAACGAGUGGGGAUUACAGCCUAGAAGGAUCAAGUGACGGAAACAACCAAAAGGUGAGCGGAACGCCCAAGAAAAGGAGCUUGGACGAUAGGACUACAUCAGGUGAAACAUGUCGAGCUUCAGUGCCUAAUGAGAAACCAGGAGAACCAGGAAGAUUAGCAACCUUGUCCAACGUGCGCAUUACAGAUGCAGCAAUCAAACCGUGUGUGAGCACUGGUAGUGAUUUCAGAGUUAGUGUUGCGCCGUCAACCGAAUGGCAAGCUAAGGACGACAAGGAAUCAAAGCGUGAAAGGAGGAAGCAGUCAAAUAGGGAGUCUGCCCGACGUUCAAGGCUGAGGAAGCAGGUAAAACAUAGACAACUGGCUAGAAAAGUAGAGCAACUGACAGCAGAGAAUACAUCCCUGCGGAGCGAGAUUAACAAGCUAACGGAAAGCUCCCAGAAGCUGAGAAUGGAGAAUUCCGCUCUGAUGGAGAAGUUCGCGGACAGCGCAUCAGACGAAGAAGCCCAGGUAGCGGCCCCGGACCGCCAGGGGCGCCAGGCGGCCGCAGCGCCGCCGCCGGCCCGCGUGGUCAAGAACUUCCUCUCGAUGAUGGACGGCGCGGGCGCGUCGAGAGGAGGGCGCGUGGAGCACGGCGCGCCCAGGCUCCGCCAGCUGCUGGACUCCGGCCCUCUGGCGGCCGACGCCGUGGCCACGAGCUGAAGCUGAUCUCUUACCUUCCUGCUGAGCGCGCGCGCGCAUGUGGCCUGGCGAUUUUUUUGAAGAGCGCCCGAGCUGCCCCCGCGAGACUAGCGCACGCGUACGGAGUACGGACAACCAACCUGUAAAUUACGGUAGCUAGCUCCUAGCUGGUUGCGGCCGCUCUGAUGAGAUACGGAUGCCGCCUGGCCGUAUGUUUUUUCCCUUCUUUUCCUCUGAGCUUUUGACUUGAUGUCGUCUCAGUUGCUGCGUUGAUCCCAUCCGGGAAUCAACCGGUAUCAUGUAUUGUAGAUACUAAUAAUAACCAUCAGGACGUUUACCUCUGAACU